GGUAAACCUCUGGAUAAAGGGGUUCAUUUUCUUGCUACCGUGCGGAAGUCUAAAAAAACUGGCCAAUCGCAUUUUUGUCUUCUAUCCAAUCCUCUUGAUGAAAGACUGAGGCGCGAAAUUAUCGCAAGAGUAUUCUUGAGUUCGUCUGGUUGAAGAAAUUCAACGAAUAAAAGAAGAUAUAACAAGUCAUUCAUUCUUAGCGAGACUAGUCAACAAUUACGUUAGCACUAGCUAGCUAGCAAUCCGAUUGUUAACCCUGAGCGCCAUCGCGUCAUCAUGGCUCAGUCGGAUGAAUCAAGUCAAGCCAGCUCUGAGGAGACAUUCGACAUGUCCGAUUCAGACAGUGACUUUGAGGUCGAAUUCAGAUCCACGAAGGAGAGAAAACGGAAUGUCACCAACGCACAUGGACCUGUGCCACCCAAGAGACCCAGGCGCAAAGCUGCGUCCCAGCCCAGCUCCAGGUCUGGCCCCGGCCUGAGCCCCACCCCUCCAGCCUCCUCCCCCCAGCUUCCCUCCCAUGGGACCCCCAGGCCAGUCUCCCCCAAACCGCUCUCCCCUAGGCAAGAGAGGCGAGGCAACAAGGACAGACAGUUCAUCUGUGCAGGAGACAUGUAUGAAGCCAUACGCUCUGGAAAGAGUGCCGUGGUGACGGUGGUGGAUGAGUGGCUGGACGGCUACAAGCACGACCGAGAGGCGGGCCUCCUGGUGCUCAUUAACUUUGUGGUUCAGUGCUGCGGAUGCAAAGGUGUGGUGAGCAGGGAGAUGUUUGACAGUAUGCAGAACGCAGAGAUCAUCAGCACCCUGACUAAGGAGUUUAACGAGGAGUCUGUAAACUACCCUCUGUGCACCCCUGGCCCCCAGUGGAAGCGCUUCAAGGCGGGGCUGUGUGAGUUCUUCAGGGUGCUGGUGCGCUCCUGCCAGAACAGCCUGCUCUACGACGACUACCUGUUCUCCUCCCUGCUGGCUCUGCUCACCGGCCUGUCUGACUCGCAGGUCCGAGCCUUCAGACACACCAGCACCCUGGUCGCCAUGAAGCUGAUGACGGCGCUGGUGGAGGUGGCGGUGACGGUGUUCGCCCAGGUGAAGACCACGCAGAGACGCUACGACGUGGAGACGACCAGGAGCCCAGAGGACAGAGCCCUGGGCAGGCUGGAGGAGCUCCAGGCCAACGUCAGCCAGCUGCUGGAGCACCAGGAGGAGCUGUCCUCCAUGAUGAACGCAGUGUUCCGGGGGGUGUUCGUGCACCGCUACAGAGACCUGGUGCCCGAGGUCCGGGCCGCCUGCAUCACAGAGAUGGGGGAGUGGCUGAAGGAGAACCCCACUGUCUUCCUGAACGACGGAUACCUCAAGUACAUGGGCUGGACCCUGCACGACAAGCAAGGUCUCGUGCGUCUGCAGUGUGUGCGUGCCCUGCAGGGUCUGUACCAGGAGAAGGACUUCAUUGGGCGCCUGGAGCUCUUCACCAGCAGGUUCAAAGAGAGGAUGCUGAGCAUGGUUCUAGACAGGGAGCCAGACGUAGCGGUGGAAGCCGUCCAGCUGCUGUUGCUCAUCCAACAGAGGACAGAGGAGGGCCUCUCUGAGGAGGAGAGCAGCAGUGUGUAUCCUCUGGUGUUUGCAGCACACAGAGGCCUGGCCUCAACUGCUGGAGCUUUCCUCUACCACAAGCUGUGCAGUGUGAUGGCCAGGGAUAAUGAGGAUCAGGAUAUGGGAGCUCGUAGGGCUGCGUUUCUCAACAUCCUGGUGUCCUUCUACACCCAGAGUGAGUUCCAUGAGCACGGGGCCUACCUGGUGGACAGCCUGUGGGCCGUGGCAGCUUCAGAGCUGAGGGACUGGGAGACCAUGACAUCACUGCUGCUGCUGCAGGAGACAGAGCCUGGCCAGGGUCCGAGCGAUGAGGAGGAGGGGGCGUUGAUAGAGCUGAUGAUGUGUGCCAUGAGGCAGGCAGCAGAGGUGCACCCCCCUGUGGGGAGGGCCCAGGGCAAGAAGGUCCUCAGCAUGAAGGACAAGAAGACGCAGGCUCAGGACAGGAGGCGCAUCACGGCCCACUUCAUCCCUCUGCUUCCCCAGCUCCUGGCUAAGUACUCUGCAGACGUGGAGAAGGUGACCAGCCUGCUGAAAGCACCGCUCUACUUUGACCUGGAGACCUACAGCAGCACCAGCAGACUGGAGAAGUGUCUGGACGUGCUGCUGGUGCAGGUGUGGGCCGUGGUGGAGAAGCACACAGAUGGGGGCGUGCUAGAGGCGUGUGCCCGCGUGGCCUGCGCCCUCUCCUCCCCCCGCUACACCUUCUCCUCCCGGGCGGACCUGGCUCUCAGCCAGCUGCUGGACCGGCUCACGGACAGAUUCAGCUCCCACCUCAACGACCUGCUGCAGGGGACUGCUGAUGAAGAUGAUGUGUACAGUGCAGCCAACACCCUGAAGAGGAUUGCAGCCUUCAGCAGUGCCAAGGACCUGACAGGCUGGAAGCUGUUUGAGCCCUGCUUCAAACUCCUGAAGAGCGGAACAGAGUCCACAGAUAUGGACAAGGAGCUCAUGGUACCUGCUCUGACGUGUGCAGCCUUCCACCUGCUCUGGGAGAGACAGAAGGUGUCCUGCUCCACACCCUCUGAGGUAGAGCUGAAGCAACUGAGGAAGGAGUUCCGCUCGUUCUGUGUGGUGUGUCAGAGCUGUCUGUCUGUGGCCCAUGCAGAGAUCAGGGACCAGUCGUUUGAGCUGCUGUGUGACCUGCUGCUGCUGUUCGGGCUGGGCUCUGUGAGGUCUCAGCCCGCCCUGCACAGCCUGGCUCUCCCUCCCUGCGACCCGCUCCGCUCUGAGAUGGCUGCCUUCCUCCUGGACCACGUCUUCACCGAGCCUGAAGACCAUGAGCUGGCAGGUGAGGAGGAGGAGGCUGAGGUCAGGAUAUCCACUCUGCAGCGCAGGAGGAACCAGCUGGCGGGCUACUGUAAGCUGGUCAUCUACGGAGUGCUGGACCUCAGCGCAGCCACCGACAUCUUCAGACACUACAGCAAGUUCUACAAAGACUACGGUGACAUCAUCAAGGAGACGCUGUGUAAGACCAGGAUGAUGAGUCCGGUGCAGAGCGCCAGGACGCUGUGUCUGAGCCUGCAGCAGAUGUUCACAGCGGAGGUGUCUGAGGAGCAGGGAGCUGGUGACCUGGGGGAGAUCAGAGAUCUGGCCCGGCGUCUGGCCAUGAGCUUCGGCAUCGACCUGCAGCGCGUACGCAGCCCCCUGCUGGCCCUGCACACCGACGGGAUCCGGUUUGCGUUCCGGGAGGCAGAGGACGGGGACCCGCCCCCUAACCUGGCGUUCCUGGAGAUCCUCAGCGAGUUCAGCUUCAAGCUCCUCCGUCAGGACCGCGCCCAGAUAUUGGUGUUCCUGAAGGGUGAGUGUGGCUCUGCUGCCCCCUCCUGUCAGGCUGUGAAAAUGUACCAUCGCUCCCUGCAGCCUGGCCCCUCCAGGAGCGCUGAGGCCCCGUCCCCCCACAGCACGCCUGUGGCCAAGCGCAGACGACCCUCCCCCCCUGGCACGGUGUCCAGUGUGAGUGAGGAGGCGUGGCUGGACAGCAGUGGUGUGAGGGGCAACCUGUCUGGCCCCACCCUCACCUCCACCCUGGAGAGGCAGCCCGCCGCCCACGCCAGCUACGCACCCAGUAUCGUCUCCGAGGCAGAAUCUGACGACUUCUCAGAGGGGUCAAUGAUGCGCAGGGUGGAACCUAACAGACGUGCCCAGCCCAGCCCCUCUGAGCUGGACUCCCAUCUCACACUUCCUGUGUUUCUCAGACUCACCCUGAUCGAGGAAGAUGAGCAGGAGGUUGAUAUAGACGAGUUUGAGAGCAAUGAUUCUGACAGUGGGACGGCCAUCACCCUGCCCUCAACAAGACGCUCCACGAGUUACCUAGAGGAUCUGUUCUAGUGGGACGGUGCUGCAUGCUGGCGAGGAGGCUCUGGGGCCUGUUCCAUACAGCGAGCUCACCACGCUUCUGUUAGGAAAAGUAACUGACAUAAGCCUGGCUUAUUCAGUAAACCUGCUGUAUGGAAGAGGCCCCAUACCUGCCCUGUGCAUGAUGCAUGUGUGGGUAGCUCCAACAUGAUAUACUUGGAUGAACUUGGUUUGUGAGGCAAGGUUUGGUACAUGGGCCUGAAGAGGCUGCAAUGAUCAAAUGUUUUGUUUUACAGUUUGUUUGUUUGUUAGGGUUUUGAUAAAUGUUUGGGGUAUAUAUAUGAUCUAGUCUACAACUAGAACUGUUUAUGGAUUGUUUGAUAAUAUAGGCUAUGCAGGGUUUUUUUCUGUUAUUGUGACCUUGUAUGUUCACUAAAAUAAAACACGUUUUAUUGCUAUAUU
Messenger RNA from Osmerus eperlanus (European smelt), 4341 nucleotides. RefSeq names its product cohesin subunit SA-2 (gene stag3). Bases 277 to 3912 code for a protein of 1211 amino acids. Gene Ontology annotation, biological process: sister chromatid cohesion. Gene Ontology annotation, molecular function: chromatin binding. The record is from RefSeq and is a predicted model, not a curated record. NCBI's taxonomy places the organism in Eukaryota, Metazoa, Chordata, Actinopteri, Osmeriformes, Osmeridae. The transcript has 33 exons. Gene Ontology annotation, cellular component: chromatin; cohesin complex; nucleus.